Mus caroli (Ryukyu mouse) is the source of this 3608-nucleotide messenger RNA. The record is from RefSeq and is a predicted model, not a curated record. Lineage: Eukaryota; Metazoa; Chordata; Mammalia; Rodentia; Muridae.
CGGACGAGAGCCGGAGGAGGCGGUGGGUGGAGGUGGCGGCUGCAACGCGGGUUCCUGAGGAGAAGGAGGAGGAGAAGCGGGUGAGGGGCGGCGCGGGGCCCGACCUCUGAGCCCCCUCUUGGCCCCCGCCCCGCGCCGCCCGGCCUCCCAGUCACCCCCUGAACCGGCUGUCCCCGGGCCCUUCCUCGAACCUUGCGGUCCAAGUCUCCAGCCCCGCGGAUCUACGCGCUCCUCACUCGUACCCUUCCCUGCACCCUUGGAGCCCAUGCAGAUUCCUCUCUCACUCUCAGGACUUUCCUUGUGCCUUAGGAGUCGCUCCUUGCCCCACCAGGGCCCAUCCCCACCACCUUUUCCUGCCUCGUAACCUACCCUGUCACACUCUGGGCACUUCCUGACUCCUGUCUCGCUCUCCUGGUCUCUGAGGCCCUUCCUCUGACUCUCUGCUUCCCCAGCCCCCUUCUGCAACCUUCCCAGGCUCUAGUUAGCUACUUAGCGCUCUCAAUUCCCUCCUCGAACCCCUAGGAUCUUUCAGGUUUCCAUCACUUCAAAUCCCCCAGGACUUCCCUCAAACCCUGCUUGGCACCGCUAAGCCCUUCCCUUGGACCCCAGGCAUAUCUACCCUUUGGAUUUCGUGGGCUCCUCCCUUGCAACCUCAGGUGCCUUCUCCCCCCACCUCCGCCAAUCCUUUCUGACUUCCCUCCAUCUUUCUCUCCCCUUUCUCUCCCUUCACACCAUACUCCCUACACCUCACUUUGUCUUUUCCCAGCUUCCAGGCUUUUUUUCUAAGCACCCUCUUCAUUUAACCCAGACCUGGUUUUUUUGUUUGCUUGUUUGUUUUUUUUUUUUUCCAGAUCUUUCUCCCAGAGUGGCGGAGUGUGUCUUGCCACACUCUGCCUUCUUGCUCUCUCCCAAAGCGCAGAAUUGUCAGACACACCACAGUGAGGGUACUGGGUAACCUGUCCCUCCAUUUUAUUUGAUUUGGUUUUCUGAAUCUAUUUUUUUCCUCUCUUUGCCUCCGACCCUUUUGUUUUGACUUGUUCCUCCUCUCCUUUCUGUUUCUCCCUUCUUCCUGUUUUUGUCCUCUUGAGGGCUUCCCUUUUGCUGGAAUCCUCCGAGAGGCAUUAGGGACUGGAUCCUUCUUCCCCUAAUGGCUGCCUGGGUUCCACCCACAACCUUUUGACCACUCCCCAGAGGAGGGUGACCUUGGAGGGAGGUGCUGAAGACGAGAGAAUCAGCCUAGCAGGGGGUCAGCAAAGGCAGGCCAGAAGCUCCAAUGGCGUUCCUUUUCCCCUUUCUCUUGAUGAGAGCCCAGCUAUCCCAACUCCCUCCUGCCAUGCUAAGCCUUGGGAGUAAUGUCAGACAGUUAAUUAAUCUUCCUUCCCCCUGGGUACACAGGGACCUGUCUCCUACAUGUGCACUUGGCAAAGUGGCCUUUGUGUGUGCUGACAUUCGUGAAAGUGUCCAUGUCCUGGGAAGAUAAGCAGGCUCUGGGGCCCACAGACACCCCAUGCAGCGCCUGAGCGGCACAUCCAUGCUCUGUGCCAGAGCAGCAUGGUUUUUAAAGCACCAUGGGGCCUGAUCGAGUGACAGCCCGAGAACUGUGCGAGAAUGAUGACCUGGCCACCAGCCUUGUUCUUGACCCCUACCUCGGCUUCCGCACCCAUAAGAUGAAUGUCAGUCCUGUGCCCACCUUGCGACGACAACACCACCUUCGCUCAGCACUGGAAGCUUUCCUAAGGCAACGGGACCUGGAGGCUGCAUUCCGUGCCCUGACACUAGGAGGCUGGAUGUCCCACUACUUCCAGAGCCGUGCCCCUCGGCAGGAGGCUGCUCUCAAGACCCACAUUUUCUGCUACCUCCGCGCCUUCCUGCCUGAGAGUGGCUUCACCAUUCUGCCCUGCACCCGCUACUCCAUGGAGACCAAUGGGGCCAAGAUUGUGUCUACCCGUGCUUGGAAGAAGAAUGAGAAGCUGGGGCUGCUGGUGGGCUGCAUUGCAGAGCUGCGCGAAGAGGAUGAGUACCUGCUCAGGGCCGGGGAGAACGACUUCAGCAUCAUGUACUCCACCCGAAAAAGGAGUGCCCAGCUGUGGCUUGGCCCAGCUGCCUUCAUCAACCAUGACUGCAAACCCAACUGCAAGUUUGUGCCCUCAGAUGGGAAUACUGCCUGUGUGAAGGUGCUACGGGACAUUGAGCCAGGGGAUGAAGUGACUUGCUUCUAUGGUGAGGGCUUCUUUGGCGAGAAGAAUGAGCACUGUGAAUGCUAUACCUGUGAGAGGAAAGGCGAGGGAGCUUUUAGACUUCAGCCCAGGGAGCCUGAGCUGCGACCAAAGCCCCUGGACAAGUAUGAGCUCCGAGAGACAAAGAGGCGUCUGCAGCAGAGCUUGGUCAGCAGCCAGCAGGGCCUGAUGAGCCAGUGGGCCUGCUCCCACCUGUCCCCACUGCGCCCUGACCCAUUCUGUGCUGCCUGCCAGCCCUCAUGCCUGCUGCCUGCCAGCCCCCACAUGGAUUACUUGCCCCUUUGGCUCCAGCGGGCGCCUCAACCCCAGCCCAUAGUACAUCCCAGGAAGCGCCGCCGCCACCGCCUCCACCGCCGCCCCAGGAUCCAGGCUUCAUUGCCCCCUGUCCUCCGCACUGCCUGUAUCCCCCUGCACCAAUGGGGAGGCUGUGGUCCCCACUGCCAGCUACGUGCUGAGGCCAUGGUGACCCUACACCUGCUCCCCAAGACUCGCUGGACCCCACAACAGGACUGGUACUGGGCCCGGCGCUAUGGGCUACCUUCUGUGGGGCGUGUGGAACUUACCCGCCUAGCCCCAGCCCUGCCAGCUGCUCCUGCCCCUGCUGGGAACCCAGGUCCUGUCCCCACUCCUGACUUCAUCCCUAAGCAGGCCCUUGCCUUUGCUCCGUUCUGCCCACCUAAGCGCCUCCGGCUAGUGGUCAGUCAUGGUUCUAUUGAUCUGGACAUCAAUAGUGGUGAGCCAUGAUAGGCUGCUUACAGGGAGCGGAAUGGAGUGCAGAGUCUCUGUCUUGGAGCCCUCCAGAAGGGAAGGAGGAAGCUGACCCAGGUCUGAUCGUGGGAGUGUGUUGUUUGGGACAUCCCUAGAGAGCUGAUCCUUGUUCUAUGAUUGCUGACCCCUGAGCCAGCCCCAACCCAGCAGGGAGCCCUGGCCAUUUGAUGUACCCAUCCCUGCCCCCACCUCAGGACUAUAGGAGUCAUCCUCCUCUCUCAGCCUCUUCCUCCCAGGGAGCAAAGCCAUAAGGGGGGAGGGCACUCCAUGGCGACUCUCUAGAAGGCCAGGCCUCAGGGGGUGGAAUUGACUUGGGGGUUUGCCUUCCCCUGAGCUGCUCCCACAAUGGGGAGUGAGUUGGCUCUCAGCUCUACAGUUGAUGGAGGUAGGGGCUGUCAGAUGAGGUGGGUGGUACCCAGGGGCACAUCCUUGGCUCUGCCCCAUGGGUCUCAGGGAGGCCAGGUGUGACCUCAUCUUUUUCACGGUGCUAUCCCUGGUGCUACUGGGGUGUCGGGAAGGCUUCCUCUCCUCCCCACACCGGAAUGGGGGAUGAUGGGGGAUUGGAAGAACUUGAACUUUUUAUUAAAAUAUUGUAAGUCCUUA